UGCCUGCUACUUACUCCUGACCAGUACAAGCAGAUGAUUGAAGUUUCAUGGCAUCUACUCUUGAAUGAUGAUCCACAUAUGGUGUUAAGUUCUGCUUCAGUGUUCGUCGUUGCCUGUGUUCGUCGUACAGAGGAUGCGUUGGAAGUUAUGAAGAAAGUGCCCCCGCCAAGCAUUGACUUCACUUUGCCAUCACCUGCCAUCGGCCAAAGCCAACUGCCUGUAGUAGAUCCGCCUUGGAUGCCACAUUUAAAGACAAAAAUAGAGGAGCUUUCACUCAAGGAAGAGGAGCUGCCACGGUUUGGAAACGUGAUGCCUAAUAUGGACCUUUUUAUGUAG
Strongylus vulgaris is the source of this 336-nucleotide messenger RNA. Lineage: Eukaryota; Metazoa; Nematoda; Chromadorea; Rhabditida; Strongylidae. The record is from the annotation of a GenBank genome assembly.